GAAAGGAGCCCUCCUCGCAGCUUUUCUCAGAGCGAGAGGAGCAGCAGCAGCAGCAGCAGCGAGAGCAGCUGUCUCUUCGCAGGGGGAUGUUCUCAUCUUUGUGUUCAUGCUGGCAUCUCUGGCUUUGAUACUCCGUCAAAGCAGUGCCUGCCUUUACUGCACUGUGCUGCUAAAACGAAACAAAGCAUGAGGAGAUUUGUCUACUGCAAGGUGGUUCUUGCCACAUCUCUGAUGUGGGUGCUUGUGGACGUCUUCCUACUCCUGUACUUCAGUGAAUGUAACAAAUGUGAUGACAAGAAGGAGAGGUCCCUGCUUCCUGCUCUGAGGGCUGUUAUGUCAAGAAGCCAAGAAGGACCUGGAGAGAUGGGAAAGGCAGUCCUAAUUCCCAAGGAUGAUCAAGAUAAAAUGAAGGAAUUGUUCAAAAUCAACCAGUUUAACCUUAUGGCAAGUGAUAUGAUUGCCCUGAACAGAAGUUUGCCUGAUGUAAGACUAGAGGGAUGCAAGACAAAAGUCUACUCUGAUGAACUACCAAACACAAGUGUGGUCAUAGUAUUUCAUAAUGAAGCCUGGAGCACUUUACUUCGUACUAUUUACAGCGUUAUCAAUCGGUCUCCACACUAUCUGCUUUCUGAGAUCAUCUUGGUAGAUGAUGCCAGUGAAAGAGAUUUUCUGAAGGCCCCAUUAGAGAAUUAUGUGAAAAAUUUGGAGGUGCCAGUCAAAAUUAUUAGGAUGGAGCAGCGGUCAGGACUGAUUCGAGCUCGUCUUAGAGGAGCAGCCGCUUCUAAAGGCCAGGUCAUCACUUUCCUGGAUGCUCACUGUGAAUGCACUUUAGGCUGGCUGGAGCCCCUGCUGGCGAGAAUUAAGGAGGAUAGGAAGAUUGUUGUUUGCCCAAUUAUUGAUGUGAUCAGUGAUGACACUUUUGAGUACAUGGCUGGGUCAGACAUGACUUAUGGAGGAUUUAACUGGAAACUUAACUUUCGUUGGUACCCUGUUCCACAGAGGGAAAUGGACCGAAGGAAAGGUGACAGAACAUUGCCUGUGAGGACCCCUACUAUGGCUGGUGGCCUAUUUUCUAUUGACAGAAACUACUUUGAAGAGAUAGGAACUUACGAUGCAGGAAUGGAUAUCUGGGGUGGAGAAAAUCUUGAAAUGUCUUUUAGGAUUUGGCAGUGUGGAGGCUCACUAGAGAUUGUAACAUGUUCACAUGUUGGUCAUGUCUUUCGAAAAGCUACACCUUAUACCUUCCCUGGUGGUACUGGCCAUGUGAUUAAUAAGAAUAAUAGACGGCUUGCAGAAGUAUGGAUGGAUGAAUUUAAAGAUUUCUUCUAUAUAAUAUCCCCAGGAGUUGUCAAAGUGGAUUAUGGAGAUGUGUCAGUCAGGAAAGCACUGAGAGACAAACUGAAAUGUAAACCAUUUUCAUGGUACCUAGAAAAUGUCUACCCAGACUCCCAGAUUCCACGCCGAUAUUUCUCCCUUGGAGAGAUCAGGAACGUUGAAACAAACCAGUGCUUGGAUAAUAUGGGACGUAAGGAGAAUGAAAAAGUGGGCAUAUUCAAUUGCCAUGGCAUGGGAGGAAACCAGGUGUUUUCAUAUACUGCUGACAAGGAGAUUCGCACAGAUGAUUUGUGUUUGGAUGUCUCUAGGCUCAAUGGCCCCGUGAUAAUGUUAAAAUGCCACCAUAUGAGAGGAAAUCAACUUUGGGAAUAUGAUGCCGAGCGACUCACCCUGAGACAUGUGAACAGUAACCAGUGUCUCGAUGAGCCAUCUGAGGAUGACAAAAUGGUUCCUACCAUGAAGGACUGCAGCGAAAGCCGAUCACAGCAGUGGCUUCUCCGUAAUAUGACUCUGGGUGCCUAAAGCUGAGAGAGAGACUUACUGUGUUUCCUCAGGCCUUGGAAGGUCCUAGACCGCGCUGAACUUCACUCCUUUAAAUGGAGCAAAAGGAUGUAAGGAUAUUCCUCUUCUCUUGUUGUUGAUGAAGUGAAAGGAUUUGAGUGCUUCAUUACAAGCCCACUUGUGAGAAGAACAAUUUUUUUAUUGCUUAAAGCAUGUUUGCACUUUUCCCCUCAGAAUUUUUUACUCAUUCAGCUGAAUACAUGAGUGCUUUAUAUAAUGUGACAUGCACUAUUAUCGAGACAAAUCCACAAGAAGAUCAAACUCAUGAAAAACCUUACAAAGCUAAACUCCAAGAUCUUGCGGGGGGAGGGGUGGGUUUUGCUGUUGGUCCUGUCAUGUAAUGUUGCUUGAAAGUGACAAUGUUAAAUGCCUUAUGGAAUUCACUUGCAUUGUGAAAUAAUAUAUUUCAUUUGUUUUACGAAACUGAUGUGCUUGUACCAGUCCUUCAUGGUGACAGAGGAAGAAUUAGUUUUUAAUCUGCCACCAGCCAUAACCAGUGGAUAAUUCAGCUGGAAGGUUUUCUAAGCAGUAAAAUUGCUGUAUAUAAUGGAUGUUUUUCAUGUAUAGUACCAGGAAAAAGUUGUCAUUCCUGUUCAUGAAACCUGUUUAUAAAAUCAGCAAAAGUGAGUAAAAGGUAUGCUAACAGAUGGGACGUAAAACCAGAAUCACAACAAUAGAUAACACAAUGAGUUUGAAUUUAAAGUUCUGCAGACAUAUAUCCUUGGCAAAGUGUAAGUCGUUGCAGGAAAUCGUAAUGGUAUCUCAGUACUUAAGAAUUCCCAUUAGUGACAAAUACAUAAGAUACAGCAAAACUUCACUUGAACAAUAUAGGAUGAAACUCUGGAAAAUUCUACUGAUAUAACAGCAGGUUUACUUUAACACUUGACUUCAAAUUAAGCUUUGUUGCAUUAACUAUCUCCUUUUCCAUACUGAUUGUAAUAUUUAUUUUCAAGAUUACUUUUUGUCAUAUACAUAUAUGUAGCAAAUUAACAUAAUUUCAGUCCCUGCCUGAAAAUAUCAGUGCUUCAACCUGAUAAUAAUGUUAAUAAAAUUGUGCAGUUUUACUUAUGGUAGCAGCAAAAACACGUUGAAUAAGCUGAUGACCUGCAACAUAGCUGUUUUGAAGGCCAUGUUUCAAUGGUGUGGCAUAUCGUUAUACCUUAGUGCAAACGGGAGCGAUCUUGGCUUAAAAGUGGAAACAGAGACUGCCCCCUUGGUCUUUCAUGAGCAAUAUUAGAUCUAGACAUGCAUAAAAUCUGCUUGGCUUUAGCUUGAUUUCCAAUUGGUAAAAUACAAUAUAUUACAAUUUCCAUAAUAGGGCCAAAUGUUAUGCCAAAAUAUUGAAGAUGACUUCUAGUCUGUGAAUGGUAUGAAUCCAUCUCGAGGGAGAGGUGAAACUAACUUCACUGAUUCUUCUCACAUGGCAGCAGCUUCCUUCAGGACCUUGGAGAGGGUCAGAUGUUGACAAGACCAGCCACAUUGUUUUGUCCUUCCAUUAACAUCCCAUAUCAGACCAAAGAAUUUAAACAGGCUGUUAGACAGGUUGGAAGGAACGCAAGUAGAGGUGCAGUAAGCUAGCAUCAGAAAGCAGACUCCAAAGAUGCCUGGUGUUCACACACAGCAUGGGCCAAGAGAGGAGAUGUAGUCAAGGAUGAAUAUAAUGAGAUGAGCCAAGUUGGGAGUUUGUUCAUCACCUUAUCUCAGGUAUGUGUUACCCAGCACAAGACAAGUGUGUUCCUCUGUAGGGCAUGUAACAUCUGCAUUGGCUUGCCCAGGUCACAGUAGUCCAACAGCAACUGGCAAGGAUAUUCUGCAACUGGCAAGGGUAUUCUGCCAGUGUUGUAGUAUUCUGGCAAAGGCACCCGGGGCUGUGAGUAGUAUCCUGCUUGCACUACAACAAAGGUCAGCUUGUAGUGUUUCACCUGGAGAGUAGAAAUCUUGGUGCUGGACUAGUCUUCGAGCUCCUUUCAUUGUGGCACUUGAAAGAAACACAAUGUUGAAGAAGAUGCAUAGGGUCUGGGCUAACUGGGCCUGUGGAAAUCAUGAAAAUGGUUGCACAUGGCACUGCCCAUAUUCUGAAGCAAGCACAUAAGGAUAUGUGCUCCAGAGGUGACAGACUGGAUCAGGCUAACCAGGGUCAAGAGAGCAAGCACAGGUGAUGUCUUAAAGACAGAUUGGAGCACAGAUGCUGGGUGAAGUGAGGCAGGAGCCUGUUAUUUCACUUCUUCAUGGGCAGGUUGACAUGCCAAGAUUAGGAGACUUAAGGGCUGAAGGAUGACUCUUAGUGGUUUCACAGUCACCUAAUUCUUCUUGGAUGUACUAGCUGUUAUUUUCCCUUCCUGCCAGUAUGGGGAGGUCACUGGGGAACAAUAAGAUCCAGGUCACCUAAUCCUUCUUCUCAUUCCUGUAGCGCAAGGGCUGAGCGUCAAACAGUAUAAUACACUCAUUAGAAACAGAGCUCCCUUAAGAGGCAGGAGUUCUGUUUAUCCUAGCAUGAUAAUGCGAAUUACAUUGCUUUUGUUUUGUGAUUGUUCAUCAGGAGGUAAAGCUGGGCUUCAUUUGGAAGUAUCAUUGCACAGGCAUGGCAGUUCUGAAUUGAAUUCUCCUUGGGAGGUAUAGUUAUUGUUACUUUAUAACAAUAAACCAGUGGGCAUAAUGACAUUUAGUUUGCUUCUCUGUACAAUGAGGAAAAUUCCAUCUUUCCAAGAACACUGAAGCAAUUGAUCCUGAAAUCAGUGUUGCAACAUAUGGGGAAAGGUAACAGACACAAAACUAUGUAAGGCCAUUAAUGUUAUUUCAAGGCAUCAAUAUUGUGAUGCUAGAAAAUUGUUUGUUCUUCUCACAGGAAAUCAGUUGUCCAGCCCUCAGAAACUCUUCAAAGGCUUCUCUGAUGGUGACUCUUGUGGGCAAUGGCUGGCCUCCUUUCUUACACCUGCAUUAAAUGCUCCCCAACUCCUAGCUAUAACUGAAACAUCCAACUGGGGACUUGUUGGUUCCACCACAACACUGCUGUCAUACUACUCUGUGGCCUUAGCAGAUUGUCCAGAUUGUGACUACUUUUAGAAGGACUGUAAGAUUGAUCAACGUAGCUGUGGUCCCCACUCUCAGCAUUUUCUAGACCAAUAAAAAGUUAGCUUUUGACUUAAAUUCAUUACUGACCACUGGAAGCCAAAAUGUUGGACCAUAUUGACAGGCUGAAGGUGCAAAACUGAAAACUGCUCUUGUAAAAUCUAUGCUCAUCUCAAUUUCCCUGGCUGUGGGACCAAUUGCUCCUGAUUUUGCAGGAGUUUGCUGAGGGCUAAUUAAUAUUUCCACAUGUUGGUUGUUGGAGUUCUUUAAAACUUUGUUUUUGUUUUUAAUUAUGAUACAGACACACACACACACUGGUGACAACUCUCACAGCUCUUGUGGCUAUCAUGAAAUUACAGGUAAAUAUGAAGCAAGAGGGAUGUUUGACAGAAUGCAUACAGAAUGAAGGCAAAAACCUGUUGACAGUAUUGUACAUACAGUAUUAAAGGUCUUCAUCCCUGCCCAUUUCAUUAGUUACUUGGGGAGGGGCAAUUAGGUAUUUAUUAUGGUAGGCAAACCUGAGUCCACAAGCAGAGCUGGGAACAUUCAUUCCAGCACCAUCCUCCUCAAGCUCUGACCACUACAGAUGGAAUGAUGAAGUCAGUGUUUGCUUGAACAUUACUGGAAUCCUUGGGGGGGAUUAGGAUCCCUGGCCAAACAAAAGGAGCGGAGAUGCCUUCAUUUGUGCAAACCUGACUGGCAGCCAAUAGCAGACUUUCCCCUUCAACAUGGAAAGGUCAGCACCUGAGAAGGUGGGGCUGAUACAAGGACACUGGGGAGAGGCUGUUGUGCAUGGCCCCAACCCUCAUCCUCAUGUCAUUUUAUUUCAAGGAGACAGAUUAUGUGGCUCUACAGAUGUUAGACUGCAGACUCUACCAGCCACAGCUGAUAUAGCCGAUAAUGAAGAAUGAUGGGAGUUGUAGUCCAGCAACAUAUCAGGGUUAUGUAUUUUCCCAUGUCUCUUCUGUCCGGUUCAAGUAGUGAAGUGAUGGAUUUGCUCUAUCUUUGGAGGUAUCUGGACUGUUGAGAUUCAAGAAUGGUAUUUUUAUGUGAAUGCAAACCAAUAACAUUUGGGAAAGAGGUUAGCAUCAUACUGCUAGCCAACAGGGUCUAGGAUUGGUUUGUUUGUAUGUUUUUUAAAUUGGAACUAAUUAAGAUCAUAUCUGAUCAUAUACAGUACAUGACACAUGCAUCUCAUUUGAAGAUGCCAAAUAGAGUCUCCAAUGAGGCAAAUGCUAUAGAAGGUGCUUAAGUGUGAAGCUAUGAAUUUGUCUGUAAUGAUUUUGAACACAGGAGUGAAUGGGCUGGGUCACUGCCCAAUGAUGUCUGAAGAGCAGUCUCCCUUUGUCCUAAACAAUUGUGAGGGAAGUUGGAAGUUGCCUGAAGCAGCAUCUAGAGAUUAACACAUUCCCAAUGCCUGGUUUAGGGGACAGAUUUAAAAUAAGAUUUUUGUUAUGUUUCUGUCACCUAAAUUCUGCUUUACAAUAAACUAGAAAAUUUGAACAUGUUUGCAGUUGAAAUAAGACAUCAGAAUCAUAGUGAACUACUGUGGUAACUACAGCUUGAGUGUGCCAAGUGUAUUCCACUAACCAUUAUGGACCCUCACUCUUGUACGUCAUAAGGGAGACAAAAAUUCUGCUGCCAUUACUGUGUGAACACAUCUGGUGAGAUUACACCUUAUCUAAAUUGCUACUAAAUAUAAGCUGAUGCUUGAUCUCAAGGUGUUGAAUGAACACCAGCAAUGUGUUUUAAAUUAGAGUACAGUACAUGAAUUAUUAGCAUUAAAGUGUUUUCAAACAUUCACGUAUACUUCUGAAAUCCUAAUGUCAUUGUUCUAUCUACAUUGGAGUUCACACAUCCUCCUUAAACAGCAUGUUUUCAGGAAAGCAGGAUAAGUCAAUUUCUUUACAAACAGGCCACUUCUCUCAGAUAGCAUUCCAUAUCCUUUGAAACCAUGACAUAUAGAGUAGCAAAUCCAUGUUUACUCAUCUGGGAACCUUAUUACAUACAGUGGUGCCUCGCUUAACGAUGUUAAUUCGUUCCAGCGAAAUUGCUGUA
Messenger RNA from Pogona vitticeps (central bearded dragon), 7023 nucleotides. It is a transcript of the gene GALNT13, whose product is annotated as polypeptide N-acetylgalactosaminyltransferase 13. Gene Ontology annotation, biological process: protein O-linked glycosylation. The record is from RefSeq and is a predicted model, not a curated record. Lineage: Eukaryota; Metazoa; Chordata; Lepidosauria; Squamata; Agamidae. Gene Ontology annotation, molecular function: polypeptide N-acetylgalactosaminyltransferase activity. Gene Ontology annotation, cellular component: Golgi apparatus.